UUGAAGGUGUCGUCGGCAAAACAAAACACUUCGAAACGUUCCGCAACGUCGGACGAUUCUGAUGAAGAUGAACUACCUACGGACUUUUUUGGUUUGACAUCUGCUUCUGAGCCGAAAAUUCCGCGAAUCGGGGACGUCCCUGCUUUGGUCGAUGGCUUGGCCGACUUUGUAGGACCGUCACGUCCAGCAAAACCAUCAUCCAUCGUCUUUAAGACUCUUCACUUUCAGGAAGCUCACCGACUUAUAAUGAAGUACGAAGUCGGUCCACUGGGACCGAUGGAACAACGAAGCUUUAACUCGAUCGCAGGAGACAUAGUGGAUAUACGAGUGGAUGAUGCCCUAGGGCCAGAUGUACGAGCAACGCUACUAAAAAAUCUGCACGUGGCUGCGCGCGCCAGGGAUGCGAUGGCCCCCCUGCCUAAGUCGAAGAAUCCAGCUGAUGUGACUUCUAAAAGAAAGCAUCAAAUCACAUAUCUUGCUAACCUGGCAGUUGCACGUGAAGAAGCGCUGCAGCAACAGUGGGCGGAAAGCAAGCAGAUGAGGCGAAUGGGUCGACAAAAGUAUGGCUUUUAA
Molecule: messenger RNA, 573 nt
Organism: Haemonchus placei
Lineage: Eukaryota; Metazoa; Nematoda; Chromadorea; Rhabditida; Trichostrongylidae
Source: the annotation of a GenBank genome assembly